This is a messenger RNA of Micropterus salmoides (largemouth bass), 2734 nucleotides long. RefSeq names its product keratin 99 (gene krt99). NCBI's taxonomy places the organism in Eukaryota, Metazoa, Chordata, Actinopteri, Centrarchiformes, Centrarchidae. Bases 75 to 1424 code for a protein of 449 amino acids. The record is from RefSeq and is a predicted model, not a curated record. The transcript has 9 exons. Gene Ontology annotation, molecular function: structural molecule activity.
AGGCAGAGUCACUCCUCGUAGAUUCUCCAGCUGUGCUCAUCGCCUGCAGGUCAGCUCCACCUCCACGUCUCACCAUGACUCUCACUCUCACCCGCCAGGGCAGCUACAGCUCCCGUAGCAUCUCCAGCAGCAGCGCCAUCAGCUUGAGCGGAGAGAUGCAGUUUCUCGGAGCCGGCCAGACCCGCAUCUCCACGGGCUCCUUUAAGAACCGUGCACCUAGCGUGUACGGGGGAGCUGGGGGAUACGGGACUCGCAUCUCCCAGUCCCACUCUGUUUUCUCCUCCGGGUCACUGACCCCGUACGGCGACACGGCAGUGAUCAACAACGAGAAGGUGACCAUGCAGAACCUCAACGACCGCCUGGCUUCCUACCUGGAGAAGGUGCGCUCCCUGGAAGCAGCCAACAGGAAGCUUGAGCUGCAGAUCAGAGAGUUCUACGAGAAGAGAGCUCCUACUGUUUCCAAGGACUUCACCAGCUACUUCGCCACCAUCGCUGAUCUCCGAGCUCAGAUCUCGAGGAAAUAUGCAGAGAAUCAAAGAAUCAUCCUGCAGAUUGACAAUGCUCGACUGGCUUCAGAUGACUUUAAAGUAAAGUAUGAGAUGGAGCUGAACAUGCAUUCACUGGUGGAGGCCGAUGUGUCUCGUCUCAGAGGAGUCCGGGACAGCCUGACUCUUUCCAUUAGUGACCUGGAGGUGCAACUAGAGGGUCUGAAAGAAGAGCUGGUGUACCUCAAGAGCUCCCAUGAGGAGGAGAUGCUUCAACUUAGGAUCCAGCAGACUGGCACUGUUAAUGUAGAGGUGGACAGCGCAGAGUCUGUUGAUAUGAUAAAGGUCCUGGAGGAAAUGAGAGAGCAGUAUGAAGCUGUGGUGAUGAAGAACAAGCUGGAGCUCGAGAAAUGGUUCCAAUCUAAGGUGGAUGUUCUCAAGACACAAAUCACUACAUGUACAACAGAGGUGAAGACGUUCCACACGCAGCUGUCAGAGCUGAAGAGGACCUAUCAGAGUUUGGAGAUAAGUCGACAAAGCAUCAUCACAGAGAUUCAGUGCAUGCAGCAGAAUAUGGAGGAAGUGAAGAGUCGAUACAGUAGUCAGCUCAGCCAGCUGCAGGGGACCAUCAACAUGCUGGAGGUCGAGCUGCAGCAGCUGAAAGUCUCCCUCGAGCAGCAGCAAACGGAUUACAACCUGCUGCUGGACAUCAAGAUGAGGCUGGAACUGGAGAUUGCUGAGUACAGGAGGCUGCUGGACGGAGAGCUGCACGAGACCAGGCAUUACGAACAAAAAAAGGCUGUGGUCAUCAGCAAGGUCGUGGAAGUGGAAGAGCAUAAGCCCCACAUCGAGAGGAGAGUGAAGACCAUCGUGGAGGAGAUCAUUGAUGGAAAGGUGGUGUCCUCCAGUGUUGACACCCAAGUGGAGGACAUUCAGUAACACCUCUGCUCACCUCUGCUGCCACUAAACCUAUUUUUUUCCAUGUUGAUUUGGCCCCUAAAUGUCAGUUGACUCAUAAUAUUGGCUUUAAGAAUAAUUAGUCAGCUGUUAACUUGUCAAUUCAACCAAACAAAUCCCUUUAUCUAGCUUUUUAAGGAGGUUACUUUGGCAGGUUCUUUUUUUUCUUUGAAUUAUAUUUAUAUAGCAGGGUUGCAGCAAGUGAUAAUCUUUCCAUGGCAGAUGCUUGUUCAGAUAAGUACGAUACCAAAAUAUGAUUAAAAUCCAGAAAGCAAAGAUAAGGAUGUGUAUUCUUAAAUCAAAAAUGUGUAUUACAAUUCAGAAAGGUGGGUUAUAGUUUGUAUUUGGAUGUUUCAUUAACAAAUGUUAAUCAUAGCAAAACUUAUAACAAAUGAACUGUAAAAGGGAAAGGAAAGAAAAUGAUUCAAACUUAGUAAUGUUUUUGUUGUAUGAGCCCAGAUUGGUGUCUCCUGUAGUUUUCCUUUGCAGAUACUCUUGUGAAAAUCAUUACAAGAAACUAAAGUAAAGCAAAAUGUGCCAUUCAUUUUUCUUGUAUUAUUUAGGGUGUAAUGUCACUCAUGGCCACCAGGUGUCACUUUGUCCUCUUUAAAAGUGAAGUCCUGGCACAACUUUACUGGAUUGCAUAACCUUAUUUUGCUUAAUUGAAAACAGAUUGUUGCUGCACAAGAUAUGUUUAGAAGUUAUAGUUAUUUUAACUGGAUAAUAAACAAUGGUCAGCAAAAAGCACAAAAUCAAGGCAAAAUGUUUAUGCCAUGUUGUACACUGUAGAACUAUGUAUAGUGUGUCAUAUGUCUCAAGUAUAGAUUUAUUUGAGUGAGGUUUUUGGUCUCCCUUGAGUCAUCAAAGCCUUCUUCAUUUGGGUGGAGCUGAAUCAAGUGGAGACUUGAGAUGUCCAUUCAUCCAAACAUUAGUGAUUCAUUGACUUUACGGCUUAAUCUGUCAGUCAAAAUGAGUCAAGAAGACUCCCUUUCUUUCAGUGCUUUUGUGCUAUACUCUAUUAACACAUUGUUGCUAUUUAUCAUCAGUGUUUCAGCAGCUAGACAGGACAAAAUCACUUACAAAAAACACAUGGUGCACCGCUGUUGGAACCUGACCCCUAACACAUACAUACAGAAAGUCCCAUUUAAAACUGGUGGUCAAAUUCCCUGCGAAUGUGCUUUUUUUGCUUUUGCACUUCUUUUAAGAGUGAUUCCCAAUUUUACCUGCUGGUGUAGAAAGCUUCUGGUUGAUCUUCACUUUGAUGAAUGAAAGAAUAAACUCAUUGUGCCUCA